CCUGCUGCUGCUGCUGCUGUCGCUUGCGCCUGCUGCCCCAACUCGGCGUCCGACUUCUUCAUGGUGUGCGCCGGUCAUGUUCGCUCCUUAGCCGGCAAACGACUUUUCUCCUCGCCUCCUCGCCCCGCAUGUUCAGGACCAAACGAUCUGCGCUCGUCCGGCGUCUCUGGAGGAGCCGCGCGCCCGGCGGCGAGGACGAGGAGGAGGGCGCGGGGGGAGGCGGCGGCGAGCCGCGGGGGGAAGGGGCGACGGCCGGCCGAGCGCAUGGGGCCGGCGGCGGCGCGAGCAGAGCUGGUUGCUGCAUGGGCAAGGCGGUCCGAGGUGCCAAAGGUCACCACCAUCCCCACCCCCCCGCCGCCGGGGCCGGCGCGACCGGGGGCACCGAGGCGGAUCUGAAGGCGCUCACGCACUCGGUGCUCAAGAAACUGAAGGAGCGGCAGCUGGAGCUGCUGCUCCAGGCCGUGGAGUCCCGCGGCGGGACCCGCACCGCGUGCCUCCUGCUGCCCUGCCGCCUGGACUGCAGGCUGGGCCCGGGGGCGCCCGCCGGCGCGCAGCCGCCCUCGGCCUACUCGCUCCCCCUCCUGCUGUGCAAAGUGUUCAGGUGGCCGGAUCUCAGGCAUUCCUCGGAAGUCAAGAGGCUGUGUUGCUGUGAAUCUUACGGGAAGAUCAACCCGGAGCUGGUGUGCUGCAACCCCCAUCACCUUAGCCGACUCUGCGAACUAGAGUCUCCCCCUCCUCCUUACUCCAGAUACCCGAUGGAUUUUCUCAAACCAACUGCGGACUGUCCAGUUGCUGUGCCUUCCUCCGGUGAACCAGGGGGAACGAAUUAUCUGGCCCCUGGGGGGCUGUCAGAUUCCCAACUUCUCCAGGAGCCUGGGGAUCGGUCACACUGGUGCGUGGUGGCAUACUGGGAAGAGAAGACGCGCGUGGGACGGCUCUACUGUGUCCAGGAGCCCUCCCUGGACAUCUUCUACGAUCUACCUCAGGGGAACGGCUUCUGCCUGGGACAGCUCAACUCGGACAACAAGAGCCAGCUGGUGCAGAAAGUGCGGAGCAAGAUCGGCUACGGCAUCCAGCUCACCCGGGAGGUGGACGGCGUGUGGGUGUACAACCGCAGCAGCUACCCGGUGUUCAUCAAGUCGGCCACACUGGACAACCCCGACUCCAGGACUCUCUUGGUACACAAAGUUUCUCCCGGUUUCUCCAUCAAGGCGUUCGACUACGAGAAAGCCUCCGGCCUCCAGCGGCCCAACGACCACGAGUUCACGCAGCAGCCCUGGACCGGCUUCACGGUGCAGAUCAGUUUCGUGAAGGGCUGGGGCCAGUGCUACACCCGCCAGUUCAUCAGCAGCUGCCCCUGCUGGCUGGAGGUCAUCUUCAACAGCCGGUAGCCCCCGUGGGGAGCGGGGCCGCGCCGCGCCGAGCAGGCCGUGGUUCGAACGACGUUGCUGCUAAUAUUUCCCUCCUUGAGUGCUUGCUUUUCAUGCAGACUCUGGUGAUGGUCCUGCCCCGCUUCUCCCCCCUGUCCCCCCCAUUCUUGAUGUUCCGAUGCAUUUUGUCCUUUGAGAAAUAGCUUAUGAAAAGAAUUGCUGGAGUGUUUGUUUGGCGGGGAGGGAGACAGGCUGGUUAGGGACACCCUGAGAUGCAAGGGGGUGGGGGGGCCAGGUAAGCCUUGUUCAGUCCUCAUUUCACUUGUCGGGAGCGCACGGGUGGGCGAGCGAGCGAGCGUGUAUGAGAGAGAGAGUGUUCUUUGUUUCUUACAGAUUGCUGGUGCCGCACGCCCCCCCACCUUCCCCCUAAGCUGAGCAGUUUUCCAUCCCAAGCCCGGUCUCCCUGGCUUUCUGGACAUGUUCCGUGGGCAGAGUGUCCCUGCUAGCAGCCAGGCUGUCCCUGCUGGGGAAGGACGUGCCCACUGGUCCACCCCACCAUGCUGUCCCAUCCUCAGACUUCUUAGAAGCAGCCCCGCCCCUGUGAGCGAGAACCCAUUGUUCCCACCCCCCAAUUACACGCCUCCUGCCAUGAGUUGACCCAGAAGUGUCUUUUUCUGUCUUGGCCCUUUGCUCCUGGGUGUCUCAGAUGGGCUUCCGAAGGCCACUGGGCUGCCCGCCACCACAGUAUUGCUCCCUGCGCCCCUUUCUCUUCCCCUCUGCCCUGGUGACAUCAGGUUUGUCCUGGACUCAGAAACCAGCUCAGCCCCUCUGCCCCCUCCCCAGCCUGUGCGCUGAGCACCCUUAGCCCAGCAGGUGGGGGUGGAGUGGGGUGGGGCAGGAGGCCACUCAGCAGCCCCGCCUUCCUUCCCACCAAGGAUUUGGUCCAUCACAACCCUAGGCUGGCCCCCAACUGUUCUGUUCUUUCUUCUACGAACUCAUACAACUCGUAUGAUACUUUGACACUGUUCUUAGCUCAAUGAGCAUGAUUUAGACUUUAACAUAAGCUAUUUUUCUAACUACAAAGGUUUAAAUGAACAAGAGAAGCAUUCUCAUUGGAAAUUUAGCAUUGUAGUGCUUUUGAGAGAAAGGACUCCUUAAAAAAAAACCCAGAAAACAACACAGAACCCCCCUGAGAUUUAUUAAAGAAAAAAUGUAUUUUAUGUUAUAUAUAAAUAUAUUAUUACUUGUAAAUAUAAAGACGUUUUAUAAGCAUCAUUAUUUAUGUAUUGUGCAAUGUGUAUAAACCAGAAAAUAAAGAAAGAUGCACUUUGCUUUAAUAUAAUGCAAAUAACAAAUGCCAAAUUAAAAAAAAAAUAAGAUAAACACAAGAUUGGUGUUUUUUUCUAUGGGUGUUCUCACCUAGCUGAAUGUUUUUCUAAAGGAGUUUAUGUUCCAUUAAACAAUUUUUAAAAUGUAUACUUGA
Messenger RNA from Echinops telfairi (small Madagascar hedgehog), 2853 nucleotides. RefSeq names its product SMAD family member 7 (gene SMAD7). Gene Ontology annotation, cellular component: heteromeric SMAD protein complex. The record is from RefSeq and is a predicted model, not a curated record. Gene Ontology annotation, biological process: cell differentiation; anatomical structure morphogenesis; transforming growth factor beta receptor signaling pathway. Gene Ontology annotation, molecular function: I-SMAD binding; transcription regulator inhibitor activity. Lineage: Eukaryota; Metazoa; Chordata; Mammalia; Afrosoricida; Tenrecidae. Bases 129 to 1391 code for a protein of 420 amino acids. The transcript is spliced from 4 exons.